Molecule: messenger RNA, 2161 nt
Organism: Drosophila arizonae
Lineage: Eukaryota; Metazoa; Arthropoda; Insecta; Diptera; Drosophilidae
Cellular component (GO): cytoplasm
Molecular function (GO): glycosyltransferase activity
Source: RefSeq, a predicted model, not a curated record
UACUCGGCUGAGAGGUAACUGUGAUCCGAGCGGAGCAGCCGACUACAGUUCAGCAGUGGCUGUCGCCAGCCAAACAUCGAGCGUUAAGCGUGAAUUGGAAUUCAAAGUGGAACUGGAAUCGAAACGGAAAUCGAAACCGAAAUCGAAAUCGAAAUUGGAAUUGAGUUCGUUCACAUCUAUACAGCAGCAAUCAAGUGGAGAUCUAACUGAGCGCAAUAUGUUGGCGGGUCAUGUGCGCCUCCUCAAAAUACUAUUCGUGAUCAUCUCAAUAAAGCUGUUCAUCGUGGUCGUGUUCUUUGGCUACGACAACACGAAUGAGGUAGUUCGUCCACAGCGCUUCGUGAUCAUCGAUGAGCUGCUGGUAGACAAAAGCGAUGAGCCCAGCUGGGCGGAUCGUCUGAAGCUGAUACGAAAGGAGAUGCCCUCAUUUCCGCUCGAGGAAAUGCAUCGUCGACCGGCGGGCAUUCCGAAAUGCGGCAAAGUGCCCAACCUCUUGGAGAUCGACUUCAGCAACGACUAUUGGCAAACUUUCACGAAUGUCAACCUCACUUACCACAUCUUUGGCGCCUACUACGACAACAGAGAGACGAUGAGCGAGGCGCCGCUGGUGCGCGUGCUAACCAUGAUCAAUCAUUAUGGCAAGCGUGGCGAGAUCAGCUAUCCGGAAACCUUUUGCCAAAUCUGGUUCAAGGGUCGCGUCGAGCCGGUUGUCGUGAAUGUCACAGAUCACAAGUUAAUAUGGUACUGGGGCGGUACCUCGGCUUAUGUCUUCCCAACGCUCCUCAGCUGCUGUUUGCCCAAAGCGAACGACACCGACGCAGCGGAGGCACCCGAAAUGGUGUCGCUGGUAACGCAGCCCUGCAACAAGCCCAGGAAUGUGAUGCGCGUCAUUUACGAACCGGAUGACAGUAGUGCAAAUGCCACAGACGCUCCGCAGGGGCGGCAGCAGGAACAGCAGCAGGAGCAAACAAAUAGCACGCAACUACAACGGAAACCAUUACGGUUUAUGGUCUGCGUCAAGGCCAUGGACUUUAUCUACAAAGACAUGUCCUGGCGGUUGAUUGAGUGGCUGGAAUUGAUGCGCAUUCUGGGUGCCGGCAAGGUGGUCUUCUAUGAUAGUCAGAUGCAUCCGAACAUGACGCGAGUGCUGAACGACUAUAUGCAAAGCAGUCCCGGCUUUGUGGAGGUGUGGCCCUUGUCAAUGGCACGCGGCGAGCCGCACGCUGUCCCACACUUUCAGCACUAUGUCAUGCAGGAAAACAGCUUGAAUCGCAUACUGAACGAAAUGAUACCCUAUAAUGACUGCUUCUAUCGCAACAUGUACAAGUACGACUACAUUGGUGUCUUUGACAUCGAUGAGGUGAUCAUGCCGCUGGGCAAUGUCACCAACUGGUCAGAUCUAAUCGAUCUGGCGUACAAGGUGCCCGACUAUCAGCGGGAGACGUGGAACUGCAGUGAAUGGGCUAGCUUUUGCUUUCGCAACGUCUACUUUCCCGCCUAUCCCGAACGACCCAAGGUAUACAAGAAGCUGCCCAGCUUCUACUACAUGCUGCAGCAUGUGGAGCGCGUUAGCGAGCACUGUGAUCGAUUUUCGGCCACCAAGUGCCUGCACUCCACACGCUAUGUGAUCGGGCUGCACAACCACUUUCCGCUCUUUCGGGCGGGGAAGGACGAGUGCGAGCCAAAAUCGGUGCCCGUCGAGUAUGCCCAGCUGCAGCACUACCGCGAGCCGGACAAUAAAACCCGCCUCUUAAAUCCCAUCAUAGACGACAGCAUCUGGCGAUUUCAGCCGCUGCUGCAGCAGCGUGUCUAUGCCCAAUACGAGCGGCUCGGCUUUCUGCCCAGCGCGGAGCAAGUGCUGAAUGCCCAGGAGCAGCGGAUCAAGGACGACGAGCUCCUUUUAAACAAAUCAAUCUCAAUGGGAUAGAAACUCGUAUCUCAUCCAAAUACUAGGCUGAUGUACUUUUUUUUUUAUGUAUAGUUUUUUUUUUUUUUUUCUUUAUAUAAUAAUUUUAUGACACACGCCUCUGUCAAGGUAUCCACGAACUAUAUUGCCUACAUUAUCUACCUCGUUCAACUCACACGCCGACUAUGUAGCAACUGGAACUUUGUUAGAUCGACAAGCUGUCAUACUACUUUAAAAUGUAAAUAUACAUUUCAA